CAUAACCUAUUAUCGAUCAUAGUCAAAAUAAGUCGGCAAUAAACAAACUAAUUGUUUAAAUUAAAUUAAUUAUUGCAGUAAAUAAUUAAAUAAAUAAAAAUUAAUUUAAUUUUCGCGGGUCAGUAAAUUUAAAAUUUAAAAUGUCAGUUUGUAUUAAAAAUCUUUCAUACUUAAAAUUAAAAUCGUUUCUUACGAAUUUUAAACAAAUGCCAAAAUUAAGUCGUAAUUUAUGUUCACAAAUUUCGAAUCAAAAUAAUUCGGAUGGGCACAUAGAUUUAAAAAAUAAUGGAACUCAUGCAUUAGUGAAGUCAGUGGUAACUGAUUUGAAUUUGGUAGAGUAUCCAGAAGUUGAUGCCGGUGAAUAUUUGACUGAUGAAAUUGUAAAGAAGAUGCCGAUACCUAGAGCUCUAGACAUCUGCGACGAAGAUUUGUCAGGAUUGGCGCCAAAUUUACUGCCUACAUUUAAUUUUGCCGCUUACGCAAAUCAUUCGGAAACAAUACAGGAGCUGGUUAAACUUGGGGUCGAAUUGUGGAAAUUAGAAGACAGCCCUGAAAAAAUGGAAUGUAUUUUACAGCGUAAUUUUGAUGAUAUGAAACCUUAUAUUCAAUUUCUUCAUGAUAGUGGUGUAGCUGUUGAUGAAAUUGGUAAAUUUAUUACUAAAAAUCCCCAAAUUUUUAAACAGGACAUGGAUGAUUUGAAAACACGAAUUCGUUAUUUGAGAGCACAUAGAUUUAGCCGUGAUGAUAUCGCCCGAAUCGUGACAUCUCAUCCUUGUUGGCUUAAUUUUACGACAAAAUUUAUUGAUCAGAGAUUGGGUUUCUUUCAAAAAGAAUUCAAAUUAAAUGGUAAUGAAGUUAGAUUUUUGACGUUGCGUAAACCAAUUCUAAUUACAUUCAAACAAAGCGAGCUCAGAAAAAAUAUAUUUUGUGUACGUGAACAAAUGGGAUUUUAUCCAGAAGAAAUGAAAUUAAUUAUAUUGGACAAACCAACUGUUUAUGUUACAGAAAGCUAUUUGACUCUAAGAAAUUUUGAGUAUGUACACAACGAAAUGAUGAUAUCUCACGAACUUAUUGCUCGAAUGCCCUACAUAUUAAAUUCGACUAUCGAUAGAAUAAAAAGUCGUCACUUGUUCCUGAAAUCUCUCAAACGAGACCAGUACGACCCGAUGAAGCCGCUCUACAUCUCUCUAGAUGACAUUGCCAGCCCAACUGACCACGUCUUCUGCGCGAAAUCCGCGCGCACCUCCAUCGAGCUCUACGAUAUGUUUCUUAGAUCUCUGUAAUUUUUAUUCAAUAAAAAAAAAAAA
This is a messenger RNA of Microplitis mediator, 1307 nucleotides long. RefSeq names its product transcription termination factor 3, mitochondrial (gene mTerf3). Gene Ontology annotation, molecular function: double-stranded DNA binding. Gene Ontology annotation, biological process: regulation of DNA-templated transcription; mitochondrial ribosome assembly. The record is from RefSeq and is a predicted model, not a curated record. The coding region runs from base 141 to 1283 and encodes 380 amino acids. Gene Ontology annotation, cellular component: mitochondrion. NCBI's taxonomy places the organism in Eukaryota, Metazoa, Arthropoda, Insecta, Hymenoptera, Braconidae. The transcript is spliced from 2 exons.